AUGCAUCACGCCUUAAAAUAUUGUGUCUUAUUCUCUCUAUUUACUAUUUCCUGCGUGGUCAGCACCCAUACGUUGAGAAACCAUUCCAAUAGUAAAGUAAAACAUUAUAUGGACGAGACAAGUUUAUCUCUCCGAGACAUAUUACCGCUGAGACCCAAACAUUAUGAUAAAAACAGGGCUCCAAAAUACCACGGACAACCCACCAUUGUUUAUUUCCACGUCACAGUCCUUUCGCUCGACUCGAUAAACGAGGAAUCAAUGACGUACGUAACGGACAUCUUCUUAGCACAAAGUUGGAGAGACCCUCGUUUACGUCUCCCCGAAAAUAUGAGCGAGGAAUAUCGAAUACUGGACGUGGAAUGGUUGCACAGCAUUUGGAGGCCCGAUUGUUUCUUUAAAAACGCCAAAAGCGUCACUUUCCACGAAAUGACUAUACCCAACCAUUAUCUCUGGCUCUACCACGAUAAAACGUUGCUUUACAUGUCCAAACUGACGUUGGUAUUAUCGUGUGCCAUGAAAUUCGAGUCUUACCCACACGAUACGCAAAUCUGCACUAUGAUGAUUGAAAGUUUGUCUCAUACCGAUCACGAUUUGGUGUUCAUAUGGAAUAUGACGGAUCCUCUUGUAGUAAACCCCGAAAUAGAAUUGCCUCAACUUGAUAUUUCCAACAACUAUACCACUGACUGCACUAUCGAGUAUUCGACCGGUAAUUUCACAUGUCUUGCUGUUGUCUUCAAUUUGAGACGACGACUUGGAUAUCAUUUAUUUCACACUUAUAUUCCCUCGGCUUUGAUCGUCGUGAUGUCGUGGAUUUCAUUUUGGAUUAAGCCGGAAGCCAUACCUGCCCGAGUGACAUUAGGUGUUACAUCUUUGUUAACUUUAGCCACGCAAAAUACUCAAUCGCAACAGUCUUUGCCGCCAGUGUCGUACGUGAAGGCAAUAGACGUAUGGAUGUCCAGUUGUUCCGUUUUUGUAUUUAUGUCUUUAAUGGAAUUUGCUAUCGUGAACAAUUACAUGGGACCGGUCGCUACGAAAGCGAUGAAGGGCUAUUCCGACGAAGAUAUAUCCGAACUAAAUAAUUACAGGGGAAUGGAAAGGCCGCGUUUUAGCACAGUCAGUCAGCCUCAAUAUCCAACAUUCUGCAACGGAAGAAGCAUAGCACUUUGUAUCGAUCAGUUCUCCCGAUUUUUUUUUCCCUUUUCCUUCCUCAUUUUGAACAUUGUUUAUUGGUCUACGUUCCUCUGACCCCUUCUUAUCCCACGUUUAUAUGUUUAGCACAAUAUUUAUC
Cylas formicarius (sweet potato weevil) is the source of this 1288-nucleotide messenger RNA. It is a transcript of the gene HisCl1, whose product is annotated as glycine receptor subunit alpha-2. Gene Ontology annotation, molecular function: extracellular ligand-gated monoatomic ion channel activity; transmembrane signaling receptor activity; chloride channel activity. The record is from RefSeq and is a predicted model, not a curated record. Bases 1 to 1245 code for a protein of 414 amino acids. NCBI's taxonomy places the organism in Eukaryota, Metazoa, Arthropoda, Insecta, Coleoptera, Brentidae. The transcript has 8 exons. Gene Ontology annotation, cellular component: neuron projection; synapse; membrane. Gene Ontology annotation, biological process: chemical synaptic transmission; signal transduction; nervous system process.